AUGACGAUGGAUGUGAGUAAGAGCGAGCCGAACAAGAACGGGGCUGUGCAACAGGAGUGCGCUGGCUGUGGAAAAGUGAUCACGGAAAGGUACCUUCUGCGAGCGGACAACAUGUUCUGGCACGAAGACUGCCUGAAAUGCAGCAGCUGCAACUGCCGACUCGUCGAUGUAGGUCCGAAGUUUUACGCGAGGUCGAAUCUCACGUUGUGCAGGAAGGACUAUAUAAUACUAUUCGGGAACACCGGACACUGUGCGGCCUGUAACAAAAUCAUCCCCGCUUUGGAGAUGGUGAUGAGGGCAAGAACGAACGUCUAUCACUUGGAGUGUUUCGCUUGUCAACAGUGCAAUCACAGAUUCUGCAUAGGCGACAAGUUCUUCCUGUGCGAGAACAAAAUCCUCUGCGAGUACGACUACGGCGAGAGGUUGAUCUUCGCGAACAUGGCGGUACAUCCGCCACCCACGGCUACGUUGGCGCACAUCAAGAGACAAGUGACCCAUCUUCAACCGGAGACCAUAUCACCGCAGAUGCAGGUGAACGGAGAGACAACCCAUAACCACAAUGGAUACGCGGCGCCGGCAAGCUCGAGCGCCCAUAACAUCCUCACAUCGAUGAAUAAUUUAAACGGUAUCAAUGCACAAGCACCUUACGAUACCAAAUGA
Messenger RNA from Habropoda laboriosa, 660 nucleotides. Its product is annotated as LIM domain only protein 3-like. Lineage: Eukaryota; Metazoa; Arthropoda; Insecta; Hymenoptera; Apidae. The record is from RefSeq and is a predicted model, not a curated record. Gene Ontology annotation, cellular component: nucleus. The coding region runs from base 1 to 660 and encodes 219 amino acids. Gene Ontology annotation, molecular function: DNA-binding transcription factor binding; transcription coactivator activity. Gene Ontology annotation, biological process: positive regulation of transcription by RNA polymerase II. The transcript has 5 exons.